Molecule: messenger RNA, 981 nt
Organism: Linepithema humile (Argentine ant)
Lineage: Eukaryota; Metazoa; Arthropoda; Insecta; Hymenoptera; Formicidae
Product: ADP-ribosylation factor-like protein 2-binding protein
Biological process (GO): positive regulation of tyrosine phosphorylation of STAT protein; maintenance of protein location in nucleus
Cellular component (GO): mitochondrial intermembrane space
Source: RefSeq, a predicted model, not a curated record
ACGAACAAUUCCAUCAGCUGUAGCACUGUGACAACCAGUGAUACAGUGACAGCUUAUGACUAUUUCUGACACGCAGUUUUAAUUUAUGAUAUAAAUUACUAUUUUAUAUAUAAUCAUUUACUGCAAGAAAAGAAAAACAUGGAUGAAUCGAUUUUGUCGAGUCUGGAAAAGAGCGAGGAAAACUGUUCGUUUGAUGAAAUAAUUGGACAUAUAGAAGAUUUGUUGUUAGAGGAAGAUUUCCAAGCUCUUCAACACAAAUUUUUAGAAAAGUAUUGGAGCGUUUUCGAACCAGUAGAAGACAACAAGUUGAUUUAUACUGAUAUAUUUAAUGAAUAUAAUAAAGCUGUAGAAGCAUAUAUUGUGGAUUAUCUUAAGAAAGUCAUGCCACAAUUCACAAUAAACACACUUUUACAACAACUAAAUGAGAAACAAGCAGAACUGGAAGGUGAAGUUUUUGAAGUACUAUCAACAAUAACAGAUUUCUUGGCUUUUAAAGAAAUGUUUCUCGAUUAUAGAGCAGUUAAAGAAGGUAAAAUUGAUGACCUUAGUUGUGGAAUAACUGUAACAUCUUUGAAAUCUCCUAAUCUAAAAGAUUCUAAUAAUCCACCAAGAUAAUGUACACGAUUUUAGCAUUAAGAUGCUUUUUAAUCAAAAGAUACAGCUUAUAAAAAAAAACUUUGUAAUAUAAGUUAAAGACGUAAUAUAAGUUAAUCACUGUGUUCAAUAUUUAUUAUAUUAAUAGUUGUACUGUAAAAAUUUAUAUUUAUUGUCACACAUUUACAAAUAGAAAUAUAAAAAUAAUUCAAAUCACACUGGUCUUUUAAUGCACUUCACAUAAUUCUUUGUAAUAGCCUAUUAUAACGCUUGACAAAAUAUGGAAGCCAUCAAUAUAUACCUUCAUAAACAUGUGCAAUUUUAUUGCACUUAAAAUUAAAUAGAAGAAAUAAACUUUUGUAUGUAUUAUAUAAAAAAAUUAAUAAC